CUGAUUAGCUGCUUUACUGUAAAAGCUAGAGAAAGUGAGCAUUAACGGGAAUAUGGUUUUAUCCCUCCAAGAAUUCUAUUUAGCCUGCCAGGGAUUAACCUUGACUGAAAUUAGACCAUCAAUGACCCUUUCAGGGAACGUUCAGAGACCUCAACUUUGUUUAGAGAACUUUAUGCUGUACAAACAGGAAGUUUGCACAGAGAGCAGCAUAAAGCCCCAUUGCUUUGCAGUGUUUGGGACCAGAUCGAUUGGAGGGAGUAGGGUCCAAGACAGAGUUUGUUCUCCUCUGGGCCUUUCUCCAUGCAGCAUGAGGAAGAGCAAACUUCUUCAACCAAGUCUUGUUCUCCUCUUCCUGAUCCGCCUGCCCACAGAUGCCUCCAUCUCUGGAAAACCACAAUAUAUGGUGCUGGUCCCCUCCCUGCUCCACAGUGGGACCUCUGAGAAGGCCUGUGUACUUCUGAGCAACCUGAAUGAAACAGUGACUGUAAGUGUCUCCUUGGAGGCUCUAAGGGAAAACAGGAGCCUUUUCACUGACCUGGUGGCACAGAAGGACUUAUUCCACUGCAUCUCCUUCACUGUUCCACAGUCUUCAUCCAGUGAGCAGGUAAUGUUCCUUACUGUCCAAGUGAAAGGAUCAACUCAAGAAUUCAGGAGGCGGAACACAGUGGUGGUUAAAAACCAAGAGAGUCUGGUCUUUGUCCAAACAGAUAAACCUAUCUACAAACCAGGACAGACAGUGAAGUUUCGCAUUGUCUCAUUGGAUGAAAACUUUCACCCCCUGAAUGAGUUGAUACCACUACUAUAUAUUAAGGAUCCCAAAGGAAAUCGCAUUAUACAAUGGCAGAAUCUCAAGCUAGAGAGUGGUCUCAAACAACUGUCCUUUCCCCUCUCAUCAGAGCCCCUUCAGGGCAUCUACAGUGUUGUGGUACAGAAGGAAUCAAGUGGAACAAUAGAACACCCCUUUGCUGUGGAGGAAUUUGUGCUUCCCAAGUUUGAAGUGCAAGUAACAAUGCCAAAGAUAAUCACUAUCAUGGAAGAAGAGGUGAACGUGUCAGUGUGUGGCCUAUACACAUAUGGGAAGCCUGUCCCAGGACAUGUGACUAUGAGCAUUUGCAGAAAGUAUAAUAAUCCUUCUAACUGUUUUGGUGAAGAGUCAGAAGCUUUCUGUGAGAAAUUCAGCCAGAAGCUCAACAGCCAUGGCUGCUUCUUCCAACAAGUAAAAGCCAGUAUCUUCCACCUGAAGAAGACAGGGUAUGAAAUGCAACUGCAGGUGGAGGCCAAGAUCCAAGAAGAAGGAACUGGUGUGGAAGUAACAGGAAGAGGGUCCAGUGAAAUCACAAACACCAUAACCAAGCUCUCAUUUGUGACAGUGGACUCACAUGUUAGACAAGGGAUCCCCUUCUUUGGACAGGUGCGCCUUGUGGAUGGGAAAGGCAUCCCUAUGCCAAAUAAAAUCAUCUUCAUCACAGCAAAUGAAGCUAACUAUCACUCAAAUGCUACCACUAAUGAGGAAGGCCUGGUGCAGUUCUCCAUCAACACCACCAACAUUAUAGAUACCUCUCUUAGUAUCAUGGUCAAACACAAGGAUCACAGCCCCUGCUAUAACCACCAGUGGCUCUCAGAGGAAAAUGAGAAUGCAUAUCACACUGCUAAUGUUGUAUUCUCCCUGAGCAAAAGCUUUAUCCACCUUGAACCUAUUCCUGGUAAACUGCCAUGUGGCCAAUCUCAGACAGUCCAGGCACAUUAUCUUCUAAAUGAACAGGUCCUACAGGAGCUGAAGCAGCUCGUCUUCUAUUAUCUGAUAAUGGCAAAGGGAGGCAUUUUCCGAACUGGGACUCAUGUCCUACCUGUGGAGCAGGGAGACAUGAAAGGCCAUUUUUCCGUGACCUUCCUUGUGGAGUCAGACUUGGCUCCAAUUGCUCGAUUGCUAAUCUAUGCCAUUUUACCUGAUGGGGAAAUGGUUGGAGAUUCUGCAAAAUAUGAGAUUGAAAAUUGUCUGGCAAACAAGGUGGAUUUGAGCUUCAGACCAUUACAAACUCUUCCAGCCUCACAUACCCACCUGCGAGUCACAGCUUCUCCUCAGUCCCUCUGUGCUCUCCGAGCCGUGGACCAAAGUGUGCUGCUCAUGAGGCCCGAGGCUGAGCUCUCUGCAUCAUCGGUUUAUAAGCUUUUACCAGUGAAGGACCUCACUGGCUUCCCUGAAAGUUUGAAUGAGGCUGAAGAUCAUGGAGACUGUGUCAAUCGUGAUAAUGUCUAUAUUAAUGGAGUCCUAAAGGAUAUGGGCUUAAGAGUAUUCACAAACUCAAAGAUUCAUAAACCAAAAGUAUGUACACAGACUAUAGAGUAUCUAGCAACAUUUUCAGCAUAUGACGCACCAGUUGCACUUUACAGAAGCCAAAUUCAGGAGAUAGAUGCGCCAGUAUCUCACAAAGAGACUGUAAGAAAGUACUUCCCUGAGACAUGGAUCUGGGACUUGGUGGUGGUAGACUCAUCGGGUGUAGCUGAAGUAGGAGGAACUGUCCCUGACACCAUCACUGAGUGGAAGGCAGGGGCCCUCUGCCUGUCCAAUGACACUGGGCUUGGUCUCUCUCCCACUGCCUCUCUCCGAGUCUUCCAGCCCUUCUUUGUGGAGCUCACAAUGCCCUACUCUGUGGUCCGUGGAGAGGCCUUCACACUCAAGGCCACUGUGUUGAACUACCUUCCCAAAUGCAUCCGGGUCCGCAUACAGCUGGAAACCUCCCCCACAUUCCUAGCUGUCCCAGUGGAAAAGGAACAAGGGUCUCAUUGCAUCUGUGGUGAUGGGCGGCACACUGUGUCCUGGGAAGUAACUCCACAGUCAUUAGGAAAUGUGAAUUUCACUGUGAGUGCAGAAGCACUGGAGUCUCAGGAGCUCUGUGGGAGUGAAGUGGCUAUGGUCCCUAAAUAUGGAAAGAAAGACACAAUCAUCAAGCUACUGUUGGUUGAACCUGAAGGACUAGAGAAGGAAGUAACAUUCAACUCACUCCUUUGUCCCUCAGGCGCUGAGGUAUCUGAACAAUUAUCCCUGAAGUUGCCACCAAAUGUAGUAGAGGAAUCUGCCCAAGCCUCUGUCUCAGUAUUGGGAGAUAUAUUGGGCUCUGCAAUGCAAAACACACAGAAUCUCCUCCAGAUGCCUUAUGGUUGUGGAGAACAGAAUAUGGUUCUCUUUGCUCCUAACAUCUAUGUUCUGGAUUAUCUAAAUGAAACACAGCAGCUGACUCCAGAGAUCAAAUCCAAAGCCAUUGGCUAUCUCAACACUGGUUACCAAAGACAGUUAAACUACAAGCACCAAGAUGGCUCUUAUAGCACCUUUGGGGAGAAAUAUGGCAGGAACCAGGGCAACACCUGGCUCACAGCCUUUGUACUGAAGACUUUUGCCCAGGCUCGAAAAUAUAUCUUCAUUGAUGAAACACACAUUACCCAAGCCCUCACCUGGCUCUCCCAGAAGCAGAAGGACAAUGGCUGCUUCAGGAGCUCUGGGUCACUGCUCAACAAUGCCAUAAAGGGAGGAGUAGAAGAUGAAGUCACCCUCUCGGCCUAUAUCACCAUAGCCCUUCUGGAGAUUCCACUCCCAGUCACUCAUCCUGUUGUCCGCAAUGCCUUGUUUUGCCUGGAUUCAGCCUGGAAGUCGGCAAAGGAAGGAGCCCAUGGCACCCAUGUCUACACCAAGGCACUUUUGGCCUAUGCAUUUGCCCUGGCAGAUAACCAGGACAAGAGGAAAGAAGUACUGAACUCACUUGAUGAGGAAGCUGUAAAAGAAGAUAAUACUAUCCACUGGACACGGCCUCAGAAACCCAAGGCACCACAGGGACUUUUGUAUCAACCCCAGGCUCCCUCUGCUGAGGUAGAGAUGACGGCCUAUGUGCUCCUCACUCUCCUCACAGUCCAGCCGGCCCCGACCUCAAAGGACCUGACUUCUGCAGUGCCCAUUGUAAAGUGGAUCACAAAGCAACAGAAUUCCCAUGGUGGUUUCUCCUCCACCCAGGACACAGUGGUGACUCUCCAUGCUUUGUCCAAAUAUGGAGCAGCUACUUUUACUAGGACUGGGAAAGCUGCACAGGUCACCAUCCAGUCUUCAGGGACAUUUACCUCAAAAUUCCAAGUGGACAACAACAACCGCCUGUUACUACAGCGGGUCUCCUUACCAACAGUGCCUGGGGAAUACGGUGCAAGAGUGACGGGAGAAGGAUGUGUCUACCUCCAGACAUCCUUGAAAUACAAUAUUCUCCCAGACAAGGAAGACUUCCCAUUUGCUUUAGAGGUACUGACUCUUCCCCAAACUUGUGAUGGACCCAAAAGCCACACCACCUUCCAGAUCUCAAUGAAUAUCAGAUACACUGGGAGUCGUCCUGCCUCCAACAUGGUCAUUGCUGAUGUAAAGAUGGUUUCUGGCUUCAUCCCCCUGAAACCAACAGUGAAAAUGCUUGAAAGACUGAACCAUGUGAACCGGACUGAAGUCAGCAACAAUCAUGUCUUGAUUUACCUGGAUAAGGUGUCAAAUCAGACACUGAACUUGUCCUUCACAGUUCUGCAAGAUAUUCCAGUAAGAGAUCUGAAACCAGCCAUAGUGAAAGUCUAUGAUUACUAUGAGACAGAUGAGUUUGCAAUUGCUGAGUACAGUGCUCCUUGCAGCAAAGAUCAUGGAAAUGCCUGAGAACUACGUGAACAAAAAGUACUUUGCUAUAUAGUCUCUGUUCACAGGACUUCACAGAAAAGAAACUCUUCUUGCAUCUUCAAAGAUUUGAUAAAUAAACAUUUUUCUUAUCAGUUUCUAUCA
This is a messenger RNA of Marmota flaviventris (yellow-bellied marmot), 4795 nucleotides long. RefSeq names its product alpha-2-macroglobulin. Gene Ontology annotation, cellular component: extracellular region. Gene Ontology annotation, molecular function: endopeptidase inhibitor activity; protease binding. The record is from RefSeq and is a predicted model, not a curated record. NCBI's taxonomy places the organism in Eukaryota, Metazoa, Chordata, Mammalia, Rodentia, Sciuridae.